CUGGGCAACCUCCUGGCCCUGGGGCUGCUGCUGCGCUGCCGCCGCGGCCCCCGCGCCCGCCCGCCCUCCCUCUUCCACGUCCUGGUGCUGGCCCUGGUGGUCACCGACCUGCUGGGCACCUGCUCCGUCAGCCCCUUCGUCCUGGCCUCCUAUCACCGCAACUGCACCCUGACCGCCCUGGCCCGAGGAGGACACAUCUGCCUCUACUUCGGCUUCGCCAUGAGCUUCUUUGGCCUCGCCACCAUGCUCAUCCUCUUCGCCAUGGCGCUGGAGCGAUGCCUGGCCCUGGGGUGGCCUUACUUCUACGAGCGCUUUCUCAGCCCCCGCACGGGCUUGGUUGCCCUGCCCGCCAUCUACGCCUUCUCCAUGGCCUUCUGCUCCUUGCCGCUGGUGGGCUUUGGGCGGUACGUGCAGUAUUGCCCCGGCACGUGGUGCUUCAUCCAGAUGCACCUGGACUACCUCCAGCAAAACGGCAGCAGGGAGGUGUCCAGGUUGGACGUCACCUUCUCGCUGCUCUACGCCACCCUGCUCCUCUUCCUCAUCCUCUCCGUGCUGCUCUGCAACCUCAGUGUCAUUGCCAACCUGGCCCGCAUGCACCGCCGUGGGCAGAAGACCAUCCGCGCCUACAUGAACAAAUUCAGCGCGGAAGAGGACAACCACGACUGGGACCUCCUCGCCCUGAGGUUUCUCUCUAUUAAUUCCAUCAUCGACCCUUGGGUCUUCGCCAUCCUGAGGCCGCCGGUCCUGCGGUUCAUGCGCUCUGUGCUGUGCUGCCAGAUGACCCCCGCGAGCCAGGACAGACAGACCUCGUCCCCCGCAAAGAAAAAACCGGCAGCACAGCUGGGCCCCUGUGGGCGGUAG
Pygoscelis adeliae (Adelie penguin) is the source of this 861-nucleotide messenger RNA. RefSeq names its product prostaglandin E2 receptor EP2 subtype-like. The transcript has 2 exons. Gene Ontology annotation, molecular function: prostaglandin E receptor activity. Gene Ontology annotation, cellular component: plasma membrane. The annotation marks the transcript as partial. Gene Ontology annotation, biological process: cellular response to prostaglandin E stimulus; inflammatory response; adenylate cyclase-activating G protein-coupled receptor signaling pathway. NCBI's taxonomy places the organism in Eukaryota, Metazoa, Chordata, Aves, Sphenisciformes, Spheniscidae. The record is from RefSeq and is a predicted model, not a curated record.